Phyllostomus hastatus (greater spear-nosed bat) is the source of this 480-nucleotide messenger RNA. RefSeq names its product myosin-9-like. NCBI's taxonomy places the organism in Eukaryota, Metazoa, Chordata, Mammalia, Chiroptera, Phyllostomidae. The transcript has 3 exons. The record is from RefSeq and is a predicted model, not a curated record. Gene Ontology annotation, cellular component: myosin complex. Bases 48 to 407 code for a protein of 119 amino acids.
AAUCUGGAAAAGUGUAAAAAAAAGCCCUGGAGGACCAGAGGGAAGACAUGAAGACACAGCUUGAAAAUCUGGUGGCUGGGCUUCAGGCCACCAAAGAUGCCAGCCUGCAACUACAGGUGAACCUGCAGAUCAUGAAGGCCCAGUGUGAACAGAAGCUGCAGGGCCAAAACGAGCAGCGCAAGGAGAAAAGGCAGCAGGACAGACAGGUGUGGGAGAUGGAGGCAGAGCUGGAGGAUGAGAGGAAGCAGCGCUCUAUGGCAGUGGCUGCUUGGAAGAAGCUGGAGAUGGACCUGAAGGACCUGGAGGCCCAGAUAGACUCUGCCAACAAGAACCGCGACAAAAGCCAUCAAACAGCUACGGAAUCUAGAGGACCAGAUGAAGGACUAUAUGUGGGAGAUAGAGGAUAAACAUGCUUCCCGCAAAGAGAACCUGGCAAAGGCCAAGGAGAACGAAAAGAAGAGGAAGAUCAUGGAGGCCGAG